AUGGCUGCCGCGGGCUGGGCGCCCACCCACGCGCGGGUGACGGUGCUGCGGGCGCGGGGGCUGCGCUCCAAGGCGGCGGGCGGCGGCGGCAGCGACGCGUACGCGGUGAUGGCGCUGGGCCGCGACAAGUUCCGCACGUCGGUGGCCGAGCGGUGCCGGGGGGAGCCGCUGUGGCGGGAGGAGGCCACCUUCGAGCUGCCCCCGCGGCCCGCGCUCCGCCUCACCGUCCUGCACCGCGCCCUCACCGGCGCAGACAAGUUCCUGGGCCGGGCCGAGGUGGACCUGGCGGCGCUGAGGGACGACGGAGGGCGGCGGCACACCAGGUGGUACAAGCUUCGCUCCAAACCGGGCAAGAAGGAAAAGGAGAGAGGGGAGAUCGAGGUGGAUAUCCAGUUCAUGAGGAGCAGCAUGACAGCCAGCAUGUUUGACCUGUCCAUGAAGGACAAGCCUCGCUCUCCCUUUGGGAAGCUCAAAGACAAGCUCAAGGGCAAGAGGAGCAGCGGCCUCUCGGACACGGCGUCGGCGAUCGUGCCCAGCACCACCCACUCGCCCGCUGACAGCGAGGAUGAGGCAGUCGAGAAGGAAAAGAAGAAGUCCAAGUUCAAAGCGCUCUUCUCCAAACCUGGGCUGCAGAAGACCCUGUCCCAGUCCAUGUCAGUCCUGCCCACACAGCAGCCUGUCACCCAGAAGGUUCGGCUUCGGCCCAGCGACUUCCAGCCACAGUGGGAUGAGGAGGAGUCUGAGACCUCUCCAACCUCUGAACGAGCCCUUGGAAAUGCACCGGAAGAGAAGCCAGCUCCUUCUCCUCUGUUUAAAUCUCGUAAAACAGCCCUUUUGGACAGCAGGCAGCUGACCCAAGGAACCACUAACCACACCAAGAAGGAAGGGCUCUCUUUGUUCAGUGGCCUGAAAUCCAAAAGCGAUCCCGUUUCCAAGUCUAGCCUAUGCAUCAACGGCAGUCACGUUUAUAUGGAAGAGACCACGACAAAGGACAACACCCCGACCUCCUCCCCCUCUCCUCUCAACUUCAGGAGGAAGCAGCUCUUCGCUUCAGAGGAGAACCUGUAUUCCAGGUCCACCAAAACACCUGAAGAGACAGGAAGAACCUCUCCUAGUCAGGCUUUCUCUGGGUCCACGUCCUUGGAGACCUUCAAAUCCAUGACUCUGCCGUCGUACAAACUGCUGAGCAGCGAGGAGCACCUGGACACCAGCGUUCCCCCGAGCACCGAGGCUGGGAGGGAGACCAAAAAGCCAGACCACAAAAAGUCUGCCUUGCUCUCCCUGGUCACUGGGAAGAAGGAGGCGGGGAAGGCCGGAGACGCUGAGAAUAUUCCCGACAGGACCCUGCAGAGCGAGGAGAACAAAAUUCCCGAAGAGAGCAGUGAGGAGGAGGCCAAAUGUGUUGAACCUCCAGCAGAUCUGGGCAGAGGGGACCCAUCAGGAGACACUCAGAGCACAGAAGACACCACUGCAAACAAGCAGGCGCUCGGCCCUGGUGAGGAGGAACGGAAACCUGAAAAAGCUGCUGCCCCGGCCAAGACCAAAGCUGUGAAGCCCACGGUGAAGCCCAGACUGGGCCUGUCUCCAGAGGAGGAACCCAAAGCCACGCUUCCUACUCUUGCACCUGACCCCCUCCCUGCUUUUCUUUCUGUGCACCAUAUCAGCAGUGCCAAUAACCCUUUUGUUUCUCAAAGGGGGCAGAAGGUCCAAGUGCCAGACUCUGAAAACAUCACUAGUUCUUCUGCCUCUCUCACUUCUCCUGCUUUUGCUGCAGAGCUUUGGAAUGGCAAGAACCCCUUUACUCCCAAGUGGGACAGGGCAUCCACAGCCCUGGAUCCUGAUGGGAUUGCCCCUUUCCCUUCAUCCCAUCAUCUUCCAGCCCCUGUUCCCAAAGCACCUCUUCCUGGGCAGGUCUCUGCCAGGGGUAAUAAUCCCUUUGCUGCUGACUGGGGGCAGGGUCCUGAGAACUCUGCUGUGGGGGCUUCCCGGGGUCUGUCUGUCCCACCCACACCUUCCCUCCCCUCUGAUUGUCACUUCAAAGACAACAAUCCCUUCGUGUCCAAGCGUGGGGGGCAGUCAGGUGUGCCAGCUUUCCAAAGUGCCGCUGGUUCUUCCCCUUCCUGCCUUCCUCGUGGUGGGGACUGUUCCUCAGCAGGACACCCUGCUCACGAUGCUUCAGGGGGCUCUGCAGGUGUGGCUGUAACUAGUGAUGUCACAGCUGGGCCAGACCCUCUUGGCACCUUGUCUGAUCUCCCUUCUGACCCUCCUGGGCUGGCUCAGCAGCAGCACUGCGAUUCUCCCCAGCUUCACGCUGAGGAUUCUUUGGAAAGCUGCAAGCCAGGCAGUGGGGAAUCCGUGUUCUUUGUCCUGGGUGGAUUGCAGGGUGUUAGAGCAGGUGGUGCAGGUCUGGGAGGGCAGGAAGGUGGAGAGCAGCACUCUGAUUCCAGCGGGGGGUUGGGUCCAGGGACAGCAGAGGGGCGAGCAGGGUUGGCUGGUGAGCUGGGAGCAGAGCUCUGCAGGGACAGCACAAGGUCCCCCCGGAGCAGCAAACCCACUGUGGAGGUCACUGGUGCAAACGCUGAGCCCUGCAGGGGUGACACAGGCUGGGCAUCUCUCUCCAAGGCUGGUGACAGCGAGCCCAGGGAGGAGCAGGAGGUCUGUGCUGGAGAGCAGUGGGCACAACGUGCACCCCCCUUAGAGCCACAGGCAGCUCCACUGGCUAGAAAUUACUCAAUUCCCCAGGUCAAACCAGCCCUGGGAGCCUGCUCAGUGUCCCCUUGGGAAGCAGAUGCAGAGAGGGAUGGCAGUGAGGUCCUUGUCCCACCAAAGCCAGCCCCACGGAGGGCUGUGGCACUGAGGAAGUGCCCACCGGUUUCCCAGGCUGAGUUAAAGGGUGGUGAUGGUGUAAAAUCCAUGCCUGGGCUCCUGUUACCUGCUGGUGAAGCCUCAGCUGCUCGUGGGUGCCUCCCCCACAGUGGCUCCUCGGAGACUGUCCCUCCUCCAGUGACACCUGGAGGUGACAGGCCUUUAAAAAACGAAGAUGAUUAUGAUUUAUCUGCUGGUCUCACGAGUCUCCAGGCUGCCAUUCCCGUUCCUGGAGACCGCUGCUCCAAGGUGGCCAGUCUGCCCGUGAUCCUGGAGGGGGGCUCCGAUGACGAGCUGCUGGGGGACUGCCAGGAGAGCUGUGGGGUCACUGUGGGUGAUGAAGGUGUUCCAGGGACUGGAGAGCAGCCCCAGGGUCUGACCCCUUUGCAGGGAGAGCUCUCGGAGAGCUCUGCUGCAGCCCCCAUGACCCUGGCUGCUCCAGGAGGAGAAGGAGGAGGAGUUCCCGCUGCUUGGAAGCCAGGCAGAUCACCCGUGCUGCCUGCUGGAAUGGGUGCUCCCAGGGUCGGUAUCCAGGGAGCUGACUCAGCCUUAGGUGUGACGUCUCAUUCUGGGGAGUGCAACAGUCAUUCUGAGAAACAAGAGCUGGGAACCAGUGCAGGUGCUGAGGAGCCUGCAGAGCGUGACCUCUCUGAGCCUUCUGCUUCCUCUUCCUCCCUCUCAAGUCCUUGCCACCCUUCCUCUUCCUCUCACUCCCUUCUCUCUGACACCCCGAGUCGUAGAGCAGAGUCUCCGAAAAAGCCAACAGCCGAGGGCUUCGCAGAUAAAGCGGGAAAUUCGGGCAAGAAGAGGCUUCUCCAGGCACGGGUUUCACCCUCUGAAACGUUCCCUAACCAAACCCCGCGGGGUGGGGAAACCGUGUCUCCUAAGCACAGACUCCAUCCUGUGAAGCCCAUGAAUGCCAUGGCAAACAAGACUCAGAGUAAAAACCUGAAUGUCAUCAGCACCAUGAACGAAAAGCUGCUGGAGAUGAGUGUGAAGAAAUACGACCCUUCAGACCCUGCCUACGCCUACGCCCAGCUGACACACGACGAGCUGAUCCAGCUGGUGCUCAAACAGAAGGACACCAUUACCAGGAAGGACCUGCAGGUGCGGGAGCUCGAGGACUACAUCGACAACCUGCUCGUCAGGGUGAUGGAAGAGACCCCCAACAUCCUCCGUGUUUCCGUGUCUGGGAACAGAAAGGCUGGGAAGAUGUGAAGGGUCUGGGCGUGCUGGAGGAGAAGGACUGAGUUCCUCCCAGAGCAGCUGGUGUGGAGCAGGUUGUGCUGCCCCUGGAAAAUGACCUGUUUCCUGUUUCUGCCUUGAGCAACUCUCGGGUUGAUUAGUAGUUCCAUCUCAGCUCUUGUAAUGGAGUCACCUUAUCAUAUUUAUUUUUUUUUGUUUUCUUCCCACUGUCUGGGAAGACCAGGCAUUAAUCCAAAGGCUGGUUGUGAUGGAAAGGAGGAGGGUUUUUGAUGUGUUUUGCUUCCCAGCAAGGCACUGAUGAUCCUUUAGGAAGAUUUUUUUUUUUUUUAUAAUGGUUUUGUUUUGUAGCAGCUCUGAUAGAUCAGUUACUCUUCUUUCCGUAUCUGAAGUUGUAGUGCAAUAUGAAGCCCUGUACAGUAGAGCUUGAAGAUUUGAUUGUUUUUAAAAUAAUAAUUACACUGGAGAAGUCCAAAGAUGCCCCAGCUUCAGACCUGAGCUGUAAUUUAAAAGGAAUUAAUGCCCUGAAAGUUGAACCUAAGUUAAAAGAUUGGAAAGGAAGAAGCAAAUCUCAGUUCAUCUCAUCAAGUGGAUGUUGUUCCAAAGAGCUCUCCAAGGGGAAGUUGGCAGGUUUUUUUGGUGUAGGAGACGCUGAUGUUCACGGUACAUCUCUACCAUAGGAAUGGCAGCAAUGGAUUUGGACCAAAGGUGCAUUUUAAAUCAGUGGAGGCAGGGCUGUUCUGCCCACCCCACAGCAGGAGCAGCUCAGUGCUGCUGAGCAGCCACCACAACCUCCUCCUCCUCCUCUGAAAACUAAAUGUGGCUUUUUUUCUCUUUUUUUUUUCCUCUUUUUAAAGCGAGCUCUUGUCAAAGAUCAAAAACAAAAAACCAAAAUCAGAUGCCUCUUUGCACCUCUGGGAUUUACCAGGGCUGGGAGAGUCCAUAAAAGGCUUGGAAGGAAUUUGGAAUACAGAGUGAGGAGCAGAGGACCAGAGCUUCAUGAGGACCAAAGCUUCAAGUUUCCAGCCUUAAUUCUGUGGAAGUAAACACUCCCACCUUUGGAAGCUGUUGGGUUAUUGGCUCUCACCCCUGGUUGGGGUUGGGUUAUUGGCUCUCACCCCUGCCUCAGGGGUGAGUUUCUAACUCAGUUUUUCUACAGCAAAGCACUUUAUUGAGGGACUGGACCAGCUGGCUGGGCUCUCACCCUGUGAGCAGUCUGCCUGCAGUUGUCAGAAACCACUGGAAACCACUGGAGAUCUCGAAUACUGUAUUUUUGUAACAAAGAGCAGUUUAAUAUAUAUUUGCCUGGAGAUGUAAACAUUUAUUAGGAAAAUCAAAAAAAAGUGCUGUUAAUGACAUUUUUCUUCCUCUAAACUGACCUGCUACCAAAGUCUGGAGCUUCUCUGGCAGAGCUGCCCCUCAGGGGGAGCUCAACCUGAAACAAGCCUUAAGUUCAAGAGUCUUCCAAGACUUCAGGUACUUCUUUUUCCUCAUUUUAGUGUUAUUUGAGCAGUGGGGGGGGAUUCUCUCUGUUCUCCUGUACUCUCUGCUGUGAAUGAAGGGUCCCCAAUGCAGGCAGGGGGGUGGUUUAAUCCUGAGUGGUGCUGGUCGGCCUUGCUGAAACUGCUGCUGCUUCUCGUGCCUUCUCGAGUGAGGAAGAUGAAGGACUGAUUUGUUUCCUCCUUGUGCCUCUGUGGAUCUCUGGAAGAGAGGAUCCUGUGCCUCACUGACAGACGUGGAUUUUAGACUUUUAUUCCUCGGCGUUUCUGAGCUGGGUCGGAAAGGAGAGCCCCUUUGUGCCUUGGGGCGGUGACUUACCGGGGUCAGACACCCAGCCUGGUGUCACUGGUUGUGACUGGGCACAGGGGAGCAGGACUGGGCUUGUUCUGGAACGUUCUGGGUACGGCAGUCGCUGGCGGCACCUCGGGGUGAGGGGAUCUCGCGGAUCCUGGGGUGUGUGCAUUCCAGGACGUGCAUCCCAGCCUUGCCUGCACAGAAACCAAAGCAAUAACAGGUGCUCUGAGCACAGGUGAAGCCUUAAAAACUUGUAACAUCCUCCCCUGGCUUGCUUUUUUGGCUGGUCACAGCUGUGUCCGUGGAGGGGACCCCGAGCUGUGCCUGCCUGGGUGGCUGGAGCCUCUUCCAGAGCAGACCCAGCACUGUGUGGGGUCACAGCCCUCGACUUCCACAGCCUUGGACCUCGUUUUUAUUGGCAAUGCUCGUUAAAACCUUCCUUCGGUGUGAGGGGGACUGGCAUUUUUAUUUCCUUUAAGGGCCUUGAGAAUCAAACUUACUGUUUUAUUAUUAUUAUUGAAGGAUCUGAAUGUAUUUCUCCUGUUUGUACUCUCUCUGCUUUUUAGCCCGAGGUACUGUUUUGUUUUUAAACACCUUUUUUUUUUGUUUGUUUGUUUUCAUGGAACACUAAAAAUAAAAAAACCACCUUAAGCCCAGCGUUCUGUGUACCCUGUUCCCAGCUGUUGCUUUUAUUCUGGAAGAGCGGGAUGGGAAGGGAUGAUCCUGCCCUUGUG
Molecule: messenger RNA, 6596 nt
Organism: Myiozetetes cayanensis
Lineage: Eukaryota; Metazoa; Chordata; Aves; Passeriformes; Tyrannidae
Gene: RAB11FIP1
Product: RAB11 family interacting protein 1
Biological process (GO): regulated exocytosis
Cellular component (GO): intracellular membrane-bounded organelle
Molecular function (GO): small GTPase binding
Source: RefSeq, a predicted model, not a curated record